Pogona vitticeps (central bearded dragon) is the source of this 340-nucleotide messenger RNA. Lineage: Eukaryota; Metazoa; Chordata; Lepidosauria; Squamata; Agamidae. The record is from RefSeq and is a predicted model, not a curated record.
CACUCCACCGCCGAAAUGCGUCCUCUUUUCCGCUUCCCCGUCAGCCCCUGCCACCGCUGGCCCAAACCAUGGCCCGAUACCUGCGAUCUUUGGAGCCUUUGGUGAGCCCCGAGGAGCUGAAGCAGACCCAGGAACUGGUAGCAGAGUUUGAGACACCCGGCGGCGAGGGCGAGAGGCUGCAGGCCCGGCUACAACGCAGGGCGGCACGCAUGGAUAAUUGGAUCACAGACUGGUGGGUUCAGUCGGCCUACUUGGAAAACCGCCUCCCUCUGGCUGUUCACUCAAACCCGGCUGUGGUGUUGCCAAAACAGGACUUCAAUGAUUGGAAAGGCCAGCUGAG